Coregonus sp. 'balchen' is the source of this 648-nucleotide messenger RNA. Lineage: Eukaryota; Metazoa; Chordata; Actinopteri; Salmoniformes; Salmonidae. The record is from the annotation of a GenBank genome assembly.
AUGCCUUCGACGUUGGAGGGACAGAUCACCAUGGAGAAGACACCCAGCUACUUUGUGACUAGCCACGCCCCCAAGCGCAUCCACACGAUGGCCAGGGACAUCAAGUUAAUCAUCGUGGUCCGCAACCCUGUCACCAGGGCCAUUUCAGACUACACUCAGACUCUGUCCAAAAAACCUGAGAUCCCAACCUUUGAAGUUUUGGCCUUUAAGAACCGGACGCUUGGCCUAAUAGAUGCGUCGUGGAGUGCUCUACGUAUAGGGAUCUACGCACUCCACUUGGAGACGUGGAUGCAGUACUUCCCUCUCGCCCAGAUGCACUUUGUCAGUGGAGAGAGGCUUAUCGUUGAUCCCGCUGGCGAGAUGGGCAAGGUACAGGACUUUCUGGGACUCAAGCGGAUCGUCACGGAUAAACACUUUUACUUCAACAAAACUAAGGGAUUUCCUUGUCUCAAGAAGCCAGAGGACAGCAGCACCCCAAGAUGUCUCGGCAAAUCUAAGGGGAGAACUCACCCUAAAAUUGACCCAGAUGUUAUCAGCCGACUGCACAAGUUCUUCAAACCCUUUAACAUGAUGUUCUACCAAAUGACUGGCCAGAACUUUGAGUGGGAGUUGGAGGGGGGCAGUGACUCUCGGAGCUCUCAGAACUAA